Messenger RNA from Siniperca chuatsi (mandarin fish), 4857 nucleotides. It is a transcript of the gene ldlrad2, whose product is annotated as low density lipoprotein receptor class A domain containing 2. The coding region runs from base 311 to 1486 and encodes 391 amino acids. Gene Ontology annotation, molecular function: protein binding. The record is from RefSeq and is a predicted model, not a curated record. NCBI's taxonomy places the organism in Eukaryota, Metazoa, Chordata, Actinopteri, Centrarchiformes, Sinipercidae. The transcript is spliced from 5 exons.
GUUUUUUCUCGCUUGCUUAACAGCUGAUUGGUUGGGUGUUGUCAUGGAGAUGACAUGACAUGACCGAGAGGAGGUUCAACUGGAAUAAAAGCCAGUGUAUUUAUGAUGGAGAGCAGAGCGGCUGGCCUCAAGUCACAGCCAGAUAUUACACGCUGGAGAGAUUCCUCCGGUCCUGUGGUCUCAUACACUCCAGCUAAAGCUGCGGCCAGAUAUGACAAGUUGCUGCGACGUUAGAAUGACUCUGAUAUCUCCUCUGUGAACGGACUGUAGCCUACCGGACUCUGCUUUGCGCACCUGCGUCUCAGCCAGGAUGAUGGAGUUGAAGGUGGAGAGCUGCUGGCAGCGUCUGCUCAGGCUGCUCCUCCUGCUCUGCUUCAUGACUCUCCACAGCUCGGCCAUCGAGACCGUGAAUGUGGUGGACUUCUGUGGCCAGACAAUCCAGGGUGAUGGCAUGAUCGUCAACUCGCACCAGGAAUCUAAGAAGUACUACUUUGUGACCAUGGGGACUGACUGCCACCUCACCAUGCAGGCCAGCUCUCCUAAAGACAAGGUCCAGUUCCACUUCCGCUUCUUCCUGGUCUACAGUUUGCUACGAGUGGCCCCUCUGAGCCCCGCCCCUCUCUUCCCAGAGUCCCCUCGUGGCUCCGUGCCUCUCAACCCCAGGCUGGAGCCCACCUUUGGUGAAAGCUCAGGGGACCCGUGUCAUGCCGGCUCAUACGUUCAGUUUUAUGAUGGACGGGAAAGGAGCUCGCCUCCCCUCGGUCCUCCUCUUUGUGGGAAGAGCCCGCCCCGGCCGGUGCUGUCCACAGGAAACUACCUGACCCUGAGGCUGGUGACCCGGGGGACUCAGCCCAGAGUCGACUUUGUGGGGGACUUCACGUCCUUCAGACUGGGUUUUAACCAAUCAGAGUGCAGCAGUGAGCCAUAUUUCACCUGCAGGAAUGGCAAGUGUAUCCCUCUUGGUCUGGUGUGUGAUGAUAAAGGCAUUGACAACUGUGGGGAUGGAAGUGACCUGGAGGAAAACCUGACUACGGGUUGUAAAGGUCAGCUUUUACCUCCUGAACCUCCACCGCCAAUAGCAACCCCACCCCCACCUUUUGUGAAUCCACCCACGGUGCCAAUUCGUUCACAUAUGAACUGUGGCAUGCCAGACAGCGCUCCCAGUCAUGAGUCAGUAACAGACUCCCCGGCCUCCCUGUCCCUGUUGGUUCUCUACAUCAUCCUGGGUGUGGUGGCGGGCGGUGUGGUGCUCUGCUGGUGCUGCUGGUCACCCGGCUGGUUCCUGUGGCGCGUCAGCAUCUGUCGCUUCUUACCCUGCUGCAACUCAGCCUGUGCCUCCUGCCAGCUCUGCGCCCGCAACUGCACCCACAGCAAGGAGCACCGACUGGCAAAAGUCACCCCACACACACCGGUAAACGGGACCACGACAGGCACGGCGGCCGCCACCAACAGUGCUGAUGAAAAUGUUACCACAGCGGCUGUUUAGAGCAGAGGGACUGUCCGGUUGAUCACUUUUGGCAUACAUAGGCGUGGGUGCAACAUGCUGAUGCUGAGCUGUGAUCAGUGGUGAAGGUUGGACUGAACAUACCUGAACGGUUUUGGUUAAACUGUGGUUUGUGUGCUUUAAAUGUGAUGAUGCAAGUGAUGAGACUGCUGUGUUUGUGAAGGUAAAGCAGGGUACAGUAUGACUAUGGAUUGUAUGAAAAGUAUGAACAUAUCUAAAAGGAUAGGAUUACGAAACUUUUUUUGUUCACAGCACAUUUCACCUCGCAGCACAUUCUGUUUAAGAUACUGCUUAUGAAGUUUGAGAAGUGCAGCCUUUAAUGCUUGGCCAGUUUUCAGAAAAGACAAUGAAGAAUGUUAAGUUGUUAGUGUGAACAAUUUUUAGUCAUACAUUGGUUUGUUUCUUAUAAAUGUGCUUUUCUGUCUUUGAAGGAACAAUUUAGUCGUGCAGUGAAAAUUCACUUCCAGUCCACAGCUUUGACCAAAAGUUUGCCUUGGACACAUGCUGAGGAAACUGCCCAAGAACUACAAAGUCACCCACCUGGUGACAACAGCUGUUCUCCCUCAGGGAAAUACCUUCAAACUUUCCACUCUCCUCCCAGCAGUCCACUGUUUUUCCACAUAUAAGCCAAUGUGAAGUUUGGACAAUGGAACACAAAGUCAUCCAGUGUCUAGCAGUUUACAUUUUGUAGGGGAAAAAACUGUGGUAAUUAAGUAUGAACUUCUAACGUGCUGUUGUGUACACAAAUAAACAUAUGACAAAUUACCACAGAACUUCUUGCUAAUUAACCAACUUAAAUCAAUCAAGUAUUGUCAACAUUAGUAGUUGUGGUGGGCAACUGAAAAAUUACAUGAUGAAAAUAAAAACCAGUAUUGCACCGAUAAUUUGCAAUUACAGUAAAAACAAGGUGAAGAAAGUAGAAUUAAAUUACAUAUUAGCCUGAAACAAUAAAGAUAUGAAUUAUUUAACAAAAUAUCAAUGAUUUGACAAACAAUCUUCACCAUUAUUCCAUCAGUGUUUGUAGUGGUGUGAUUUGUUGUCUUUUAAUGUUCACUGGCCAAAGUGUUAAUCAUAAACAGCCCCUCUACCAUCUCCUGAAGUGUUCAAGGCAAACUAUGGUUGUCAUCUCCUAAACUAUUUAAGUCCUGACUGUAUUUCAGCCUGCCUGUUUUCCACCAAUGUGUAAAGUUUGUCUGAUGGUGAAGCUCAUCAGGACUGGUAAACAUAUAUACAUGGUUUGAGAUUUAUGUUGUAAAUUGUUCAUCAAAUCAAAUCUGUUUUUCUUAUGUAGUGGUUAUGUCUUUAUGCCUGUUUUUUAGAGAUUGAAAAGUCAGUUUGUUGAUCAGUUGGUCAGUCCACGACUUUGAUCCAGACUGAAAUAUCUCAACAACUUGGACCAUGAAAUGUGGUACAGAUAUCUGUGGUGCCCAGAGGAGAAACCCUAAUGACUUUCCUCCAGCGCCACCAUGAGGUUCACAUUUGUCAUUUUGAGUGAGAUGUCUCUCUGAAUGGAUUAGCAUUACUUUUGGUAUACACAUUCAUGUCACCCUUAUGUUGAAUUGUAAUAACUUUGGAGAUCCUCUGACUUUUCAUCUUGUGUCAAAUGUUUUAUGUUUACUUUAUGCCCAAAUACCUGCAAAACCAAUGUCAGCCUCAGCUGUACUUUGUGUUUAGUACUAAUUAGCAAAUAGUAGCAUGCUAACAUGCUAAAUAAAGAUAGUGAACAUGGUAAAAGUUAUACCUGCCAAACAUCAUAAUGUUAAUUGUCAUUAUGAGCAUGUUAGCAUGCUUACUUUAGCAUUUGGCUCAAAGCAUCACUGUACUAAGACAGCCACACAGCAGCUCUGUGUAGUAUGGCUAUGGACUCUUAGUCUUGUUAGACAACCAUUAAUGUUGUCUCUAAAAACAAGUUAGAAUUCAAGAGUAACUAUAAUAAUAUAUAAUAUAAUAAGCAAUUAUACUCUCAAGCCCGUUUUUUUAUCAUUUAAUGUUUGCCAAUUCCAACACCCCACAUACAAUACAUGGACACCUGAGGAUUACCCAUAUGUGACUGGUAAACAUAUCAUUCCAAAAGCAUGGGCAUUAAUGUGCUGUUAUACCAGUCUCUACUGAUGUAGUGUUAGGAUUGAUUUAACUUCAUUGGAACUAAGGGGACCUAUUCAAAACCAGGAAAAAAAGAGCCAGACAAAAAGUGCACAUAAGUAUGUGGAGAGGGGUGUCUACAUACUUUUACUUUUAGUGUAAUAAUUUGUUUGUGUGAAUCAUAAAAGUUUAUACAAAAAAGAAAUGGAAAUGAGGAUGUGAACUAACCAAACCAACAGAUAAUGUACAUCUGUUGCCAUGAAGUGAAUCAAAAUGCGGGGGUUGAUAUCUUUCUAGCAGAAUCCUCUGUUCUCUCUCAGGCUUCAUAUACAAUAAAGAGUAUGGUAGAGUCAAUCCCCCUGUGUUCUCCUUUUACCCAGAUUGAUGCUCCAUGUGAGGGGCAACCUGUGUUCAUGUGUCCACCAGGCAAACUUUCUUUGUGGCAUCCUCUAGAUGGAGUAGCUCCAUAGCCUUUCCUCCCAUUGCCAUAUUGUGUGUUGUUUACACAGAGCCCCCUGUACUGUCUUUAGAGAUCUUGACGUGUGUCCUUGGUAAGGCAUAAGGCCAUAUGCUUAAACAAACAAUGUGGUUCUGACCUCCAGGUUGCCAGGCUGCAGCACAUUGAAGUAUGCAGACUUCUUUAUCCAUCUCACUUUCUGCUGAGACCGUACAGGAAUACACGUGCAACUGUACACCCAUCAGACAACACACACACACCAAGUACAGUAUACAUCCACUUAACUCACACACACUCAGACAUGCAUGUGCGUCACUCUGUGGAAAAGGUCAGCGCUCCAGCUGGAUGUUCAUGUCAACAAGACUUUUCUCACAUUUUACUGUAAGCUUACAUUUAAUGAGCAUUGAACAAAAAGAUUUGCUUGAAAUAUUAUAGAAAUAACAAAGAAUAUUUUCUAUUCUAAGACAUUAUAGUGUUGUUUUCAGUUUUUUCAAGUCAGUGCUUACAUAUUGUGUCAGUCUUUGUUAUGUACAUACUGUAAUGUUUUAAUAAAUGCUGUAAAAGAGAAAUGUACUGCUGUUUCUUAACGCCAAGAUUUUCCCCAUACAACUGCUUGAAAUUUUGGGAGUAAAAUAAAAGUUUUCACAAUGUAUGAAUGUAUGUAUCGCAUACAGUAAAUUUUGUCACUUGUUUGAAGCUAAACACUGCUUACACUGAGUGAAGUAUUCAAACUCAAGAUGCUACAUCAAACGGGAAAUAUUCUUCAUUUGACUUUACAAUAAAGUUCUGUGAGUUUGAACAAAUCUUGUCCACA